UUUGACCGCGAUCUCCUCCGCGCAGCAUUUUACGUUUUCAAUAAGCAAAUGCCACCGCUGUUUGAACGCUUUGAUCUUUACGAGGAAGAAAGAAAAUUUACCGAAGGGGACUAAAUUGAUGUGUCAACAUCAUUGAAAUACCUCCAGAAGAGGAUCGCGGGGGCUGGAAAAGCAACUGCGAAAUUGACGGAGGCAUUCCUUUGGAAGUUAUUCCGUAGCCUAAGAGCAGAAACUUCAGAGCAAGUUUUCAUUGGGCAAAAUGGGGGAACAACCCAUCUUCAGCACUAGAGCUCAUGUCUUCCAGAUUGACCCAAACACAAAGAAGAACUGGGUACCCACCAGCAAGCAUGCUGUUACUGUGUCUUAUUUCUAUGACAGCACAAGAAAUGUGUAUCGGAUAAUAAGUUUAGAUGGCUCAAAGGCAAUAAUUAAUAGCACCAUCACCCCAAACAUGACAUUUACAAAAACAUCUCAAAAGUUUGGCCAGUGGGCCGAUAGUCGGGCCAACACAGUUUAUGGACUGGGAUUCUCCUCUGAGCAUCACCUUUCAAAAUUUGCAGAAAAGUUUCAGGAAUUUAAAGAAGCUGCUCGACUAGCAAAGGAAAAAUCACAAGAAAAGAUGGAACUUACCAGUACACCUUCACAGGAAUCAGCAGGUGGGGAUCUUCAGUCUCCUUUAACACCAGAAAGUAUCAAUGGGACGGAUGAUGAAAGAACUCCCGACGUGACACAGAACUCAGAACCAAGGACUGAACCAACUCAGAAUGCAUUGCCAUUUUCACAUAGUUCAGCAAUCAGCAAACAUUGGGAAGCUGAACUGGCUACCCUCAAAGGAAAUAAUGCCAAACUCACUGCAGCGCUGUUGGAGUCCACUGCCAAUGUGAAACAAUGGAAACAGCAGCUGGCUGCCUAUCAAGAGGAAGCAGAGCGUCUGCACAAGCGGGUGACUGAACUUGAAUGUGUUAGUAGCCAAGCAAAUGCAGUGCAUACCCACAAGACAGAAUUAAAUCAGACAAUACAAGAACUGGAAGAGACUCUAAAAGAAAAGGAAGAGGAAAUAGAAAGAUUAAAGCAAGAAAUUGAUAAUGCCAGAGAAUUACAAGAACAGAGGGACUCUUUGACUCAGAAACUACAGGAAGUAGAAAUUCGGAACAAAGACCUGGAGGGACAACUGUCUGACUUAGAGCAGCGUCUGGAGAAAAGUCAGAAUGAACAAGAAGCUUUUCGCAAUAACCUGAAGACACUCUUAGAAAUUCUUGAUGGAAAAAUAUUUGAACUAACGGAAUUACGAGAUAACUUGGCCAAGCUACUAGAAUGCAGCUAAGGAAAGUGAAAUUUCAGUGCCAAUUGACUAAAAGAUAUACAUACUGUCUCUCUUUAUAGGACUGUUUGGGCUCUGCAUCAAGAUUGCACAAAAAAUUUGAAUACCACUCCUCCAGGAGGAGGAUCUUUUGAAAAAUUGGAAUUGUAUAUUUCAGUGUAAAUUUUAGAAUUCAGCUUGUAGCCAGUUUGAGAAAAAAAAAAGAGAUGAAAAACUUGAACUACAAAUUACCUCCAUGUAUAUUAUUGGCCAUAGUUAACUAGAAAGUUAUAGAAACUUAAUGCAAUCUUUUUUCUGAUAUUAGCCAAUGGGAGAAUUAACAUUGUCUGGGUCACAUCCCACUUUUGUGUUCAACACAGUGAAGGUUAUCUGCUUUUUCAGUUAAUUUAUUUAUGAUAUCUAAAGCUGUGUUUUGUGCAAAAACUUAGUGAUGAAAGCCCUGUCUUUUGUUGUAUUGGAAUAAUUUCUCAGGAUAUUUUUGCACUGCUGAGAAGUGGUGCCAUUACCAAUUAAUUCUUGCCAGAAGUGAGAGAGAGCUGCAUCUUGAAAUGAAACAUACUUAUUAUAACUGGGUGUAUAGAGUUCUUCCCUUUUUUUAUACUGGAAGAUAUUUCACUCUGGAGACCACUCUGCUACACUCUGGUGUUCUCUAAUCUUGUCCACUGUAUAGUUUACUUUUCCAUAUUGAUUCCAUGUACUUAAGAGAAGAUUGUCUCCCCAUUUUAUUACACAUUUUAAAGCCAACUAAUGAAGGCAGCUGAGUCCCUCAGAAAUAUUUCUUUUUAAAUUUCUAAUAAAUUUGACACAAAGUACUGAACUACAGCAGCCCACCGCGGACGGGCUGGCCUAGCAAUGUUAAGUAUAUUUACAGAAUAUGCAGUUACAUUUCUUUAUAUAUUUUGCAAGAAAUCUUUUCUGAAUGAUCAAUGCAUUUAAAUUUACAAAUAGUGGUUAUUGGGGAACUGUUUAUUAUAGAUCAUUUUAAGGUGUAUAGCUAUUUUAAAGGGGAUUCAUUUCCAUCCAACAGCCUAUUAGAGGACUAUUGGGAUUGGAGCUGUAUACUCGGUCUGGGUCUUCACACCCCCACAUCUUUCUUCAAACCUCACAAGGCAAUAUUCUGAACUGUUAUCGAGGCAUUUCAAAACGGGAAUUCAAUUCAAUAGGCUCUUCUCAGUGAACCAGUUUUAAUGUUGUUUUGAUGUAAUUUUAAAAAACUUUUAGCAAACAUGCAUUUCUUUAUAUAUUUAUUUCAAGAGGCUAUUUUAAAAGUUAGCCAAGUGCUGUCUGCUUGUGGAGUAGGAGUUGCAUCAAAGUCCAUAUAUUCUUGCUGUACAAUGCCUGUGAAGUGGAAGAGGGUUCUUUUUAAAAAUAUAAGCCUGAGUUUCUGGCUUGAUAGACUCUACAAAUGCACUGACAUUUUGUUUGUACCCCAAAACAAUUGGAUUGUUAAGUACAAAAUUAAGCUAAUGAAUCAAUUUGUAACCAUUUUUUUCACUCACAGUGACUCUAUACACUUUUAUUUUACAUAUGUAUGUGUAUGUAUGUGAAUACAUACAAAUUAAUUUAUAUUAGAGUGAAAAAAAUAAAAGGUUUGUUUUUAAAGUUAGUUUCUAAAGUGAAUUUUCACAUGUCUCUGAGAAGUUUAUAUCAGACACUCAUGUGCUGUGUGUGCUGUAACAUCAUUUUAGGAUAUUUUUGUCACUUAUUUAGUAUAGAGAGGACAAUUUAGGUAACAGUGUUAGGUACACCAACUCAGAGGUGAGAUAUUUCUCUGAUAAAUCAGGUAAUAAAAUGUAUGUAAUAAAGGUACUUUGAAGUAUUUGUGAGGUUACCCCACAAUUUCUGAGUAUUACUGAGUACCAGAUUUAACACUAGGAAUCAGGGAAUUUAGCUAAUGAAAAGUUAAAAUUAAAGCAGUGUAAGCUGUUGAAUGGUAAGUGAAUUAUUUUAAUGAUUAGUAAGAUAUUUUUAAAUUUUGACAUAGCUUUCAUUUAAUGGAAAAAUUGCUUACCAAAAUGCCUCCACUUGAAUUGUAUUGAUAGGUGAGACAUGUACAAUUCAAUAUACACAUAUGCUCAUACAUAUAUACAGAAAAUUAUUUUUAAUAUUUUCCUACUGAUAGCAAAUUUAAAAUCAGAAGUUUUGUGAGUUUUUCCUUGUCAAUAGAGUCUAAUAUUUUCCCUUUUUUAGUGAUUUAACAAUUUCUUGAGGGCUGCACCUUUAAAUUCCCAGAUUGUAAUUAGGAUGUACAGUAAAUGGGAUAAGGUGAACACAAGUGCACAUAUAAAUAAAAUCUUAAUUAAGACCAUUUAAACAUUCAUAUACAGAAUAAGAGUAGAUGUCAUCAACUCAUGAUUAGGAUGUGUGCCUACUGUAGUUUUAUCCAUUUCUGUAUGAUAUAAGUAAAAGUUUGCAUAUUAAAAUUUGAUUUUUCCCAGAGACAAGCACUAUAUAGUGUAUCUAUUUAGAUCAAACUGUGGUAAUCUAUUUAUCAGGAAACAAUGUUGGGGACUGUAGCCUGAAUAUGUGGACUUAAAGUAAUACAGAAAUGAAGAGCAGACAUGGAUUCCAUUGUGUAUAAGUUAUUAUGUGACUGCUAUGAAUUCUUGUAUAAAACAAAAACAAUGAAAAAAAGAAAAACAAAAAUACAGUUUUUAUUUUGAAAUACAUUUGUUGUUCUCUGGAGAAUGUAAUUUAUCCUUAUUUUCCUUCAGUCUUUUACAGAUAUUUACAAACAUUUACGUGAUGGCAGCAUUUACUUAAAUCUUACAGGUGCUAUGAAUUUUGCUUUAGUGCAUUAUGUUGUGAAAUUAUUUGACAUUUGACAUAAAAGGUCUUAUAGGCAUUUCCCUACUUGGAAAAUUCUUUUUAUUUCUUCUCUGUCUCUCAUUCUCUUUCUCUCCUUUCCCAUCCUUCCCCUCCCCUCUCGGUCUCUCUCUCUGUCUCUGUCUCUCUCUAUCUCUUUCUUUCUCACUGUCUCUCUCCCCUCUUCUGCCCCUCACUUCCUCUCUCCCCCAACCUUCUACCCCGGCCUUCUGUCUGUCUUUCUCUAAUACUCUUUCUGCAGAUGAAGAAAAAGUUCAUGAAGUGGCAUCCUUGGCCCUAUAGAGGAAUGUGAGCACCAACUUAGAUUUAAAGUUUUGCUGUCAUUAAACUUCGGGAAGCAGUUACAGGAGAAACACGUUUUUUCCCUCCAGGCAGACCUAAAAGACACCACCACCGCCUUUAAAAGUCAUUUCUUUGCCCAUUAAAAGUAAAUUCAUUCUCUAACGUGUGCUCUGCUGUCUUCCACUUAAGUCUGGAGUAUGCAGCCCAGCUGAUCACUCUCUCCUUAAGACCCUGUGAUUGUCGGUUCUGGGUUAGGAGGCGGGCCAGAGGGAACAUCUGUUGGCAGUGUGUUUUAUUUGUUUUUCAAAAAAAUUCUUUCGUUUACUUGGUAUCAAGUGGUUCUAACAUCCUGAAAUUCUGUAUUUGAAGUCAUAAAAUUGUCUUUAUUGAAUUUUUGUCUUUUGAAUAUUUAGCAUUGUUUAUCAUGCAUGAUGUAAAUUUAUUUAUAUAAAGUCCUAAAGAAGAAAAUUUUCAGGGAAGAAGUUGAGAAUGACACAAUUCAUUUUUUUUUUCUCAAGGAGCAUUGCUGUAAUAAGCAUUUGUUGAGAAGACAAUUUUCAUGUGAGAGAAUAUUUUAAAAUUCCUAGAGAAAGAUCAUUUUAGAAUGGACCAGAUGUAUUUGUCACCUAUAUAUAUUUAUAAUCAUCUUACUUAAUAUUCUUCCUAAUAUUUAUGUUGAAUUAGACCUUACAUCCACGUUUUUCUCUAUGGGAAACAAAUAUAUAGAAUGUUGCUCAAAUAUAAGCAUGAUUACUGAAUUAAAAAUGUGAAAUGCUUUUCAUUUUUGUUUGCAUGUCACCUAGGAAAAUAACUGACAAUUUUAUUCAAGGAAAAAAUACUAAAAAUUUAGUCAGCACUA
This is a messenger RNA of Sorex fumeus (smoky shrew), 5288 nucleotides long. RefSeq names its product homer scaffold protein 1 (gene HOMER1). Bases 260 to 1324 code for a protein of 354 amino acids. The transcript has 9 exons. Lineage: Eukaryota; Metazoa; Chordata; Mammalia; Eulipotyphla; Soricidae. The record is from RefSeq and is a predicted model, not a curated record. Gene Ontology annotation, biological process: G protein-coupled glutamate receptor signaling pathway; regulation of store-operated calcium entry. Gene Ontology annotation, cellular component: postsynaptic density; cytoplasm; plasma membrane. Gene Ontology annotation, molecular function: G protein-coupled glutamate receptor binding.